AUGGUUGCGAGAAAACCACCAGCUGACUACGUUAAAGUGCAGCCGACGCUAGAUGCAUUUGCGAAAAAGCUCAAGGACCUUUCGCGAGAUGACUCGUUAUGGGAGGUGCUGAAGAUAAACCAUCAGCGAUCGAGGUACAUAUACGAGAUGUACUACAAAAAGAAGCUGAUUUCGAAGGAAUUAUACUCGUGGUUGGGCAAAAAGAAGGUGAUAGACAUAAACCUUAUUGCCAAGUGGAGGAAGCAGGGCUAUGAGAAUCUGUGCUGUUUGAAGUGCAUUUCAGAGAAGACCUGUAUCUGCAGGGUACCUCACCAGAACGAUUUCAAGCAGUGUGUAAAUUGCGGGUGCAAAGGGUGUGCUAGUUCGGACUGA
Kuraishia capsulata CBS 1993 is the source of this 372-nucleotide messenger RNA. RefSeq lists its product as uncharacterized. Gene Ontology annotation, biological process: mRNA splicing, via spliceosome. The transcript has a single exon. The coding region runs from base 1 to 372 and encodes 123 amino acids. Gene Ontology annotation, cellular component: nucleus; spliceosomal complex. NCBI's taxonomy places the organism in Eukaryota, Fungi, Ascomycota, Pichiomycetes, Pichiales, Pichiaceae. The record is from RefSeq and is a predicted model, not a curated record.